AAAGCCAACAGAGUCAGCUGCUGUAAACACGACAGAGCAGCAACAUGGGCAAGAUCUACCAAGUUAUUAUAAACGGACUGAGAGACGAAAAAACAACUAUUGACCUCGGCAGCAGCGAGGAGGAGAUGAACAACACGACUGUCUUGGAACUCAAAACAAAAAUUCUGCAGAGACUACCUGGAAAUUCAGAUUCACCAGAAGAUCUGCGACUGAUAUUUGCCAAUAAACAGCUGGAAGAUUCUGCAAAGCUGUCAGACUAUCAGAUAAAAGAUAAAUCCAUAAUUCUUAUGGUUUUGCGUUUGCCUGGUGGGAAUUAAAAGAAGAAAAUCUCAAUCUGCAUUUGUUAUUCCAAGUGUUUUUUCCGGAUUGUUGGUGACUGUGGGAAAACAGAAUUAAUGAGACUGAGGUAGACUUGGAUGAUGUAAUUACUGUAUAAGUUGCUUAAAAUGAGUCUCCAUAUAUAGACAAAUGUUUUAUUAACUUGUAAAUGAAGCACAUUGCCACCUCUAAAUAUUUCUGUCCUUUUCUGAACUCACUUUUUGCAUUGGAAAUUCAGGGGGAUCUAGGGAGCAUGGCACACUCACACUGCCACAAGCUUGAGUCACCAGUUAACUAAAGACACACCUAAGCAUGGAGAAGGUGACAGUUCCACGUCGACAGUGAAUGAUCUUUGAAUUGUACCCGAGCUGUGCAGCAGGACCGCAGCCAGUAAGCCACCAUACCGCCUUUGUUGCAAGAGCCUGCUGAUAUAUUAAUAGUGUUAAAGCAUAAAACAUAAUAUUGAAAUCUAACCUUCAUUUAGUAAACACAAGACGAGGUUCAACCAGACUAUAACCAGAUGUACCUGGAACCCAAGAUUACAUACUUUAAAAAUACUGCAUUUUACUUAAGACAGUGUUUCUUAACCUACAAGGGGAGAGCGAAAAAAAUGGAAAUCGAAGUAGAAGCUAUCUAUUGAAACAAACUCGUUUAUUGCCACUGUUUAUGGUAUAAAAAUCACACAGAGUAUGUCGACUAUCGGUUCUGUGGUAUUCGUGUAAAUCAAGGGUUCCCAAAGUGGUCGAUAUUGACCCCCUGGGGUCGAUUUGAACUUGCUAGGGGUCGAUAGUUUCAAUAAAAAAAUUUGGGGGUCAACGACAGCAAAAAUAGACCCCCUUACUACUGCUAUUUGUUUGUUACUUCAAAAUAUCUAUGAUUCCAAUAGGUACCUAAUUAAGAAGUAAAAUCAUU
Messenger RNA from Erpetoichthys calabaricus (reedfish), 1230 nucleotides. RefSeq names its product polyubiquitin-like. Lineage: Eukaryota; Metazoa; Chordata; Cladistia; Polypteriformes; Polypteridae. The transcript is spliced from 2 exons. Gene Ontology annotation, molecular function: protein binding. The record is from RefSeq and is a predicted model, not a curated record. The coding region runs from base 45 to 317 and encodes 90 amino acids.